Messenger RNA from Daphnia pulex (common water flea), 675 nucleotides. Its product is annotated as RING-box protein 1A-like. Gene Ontology annotation, molecular function: cullin family protein binding; zinc ion binding; ubiquitin protein ligase activity. The record is from RefSeq and is a predicted model, not a curated record. Gene Ontology annotation, cellular component: nucleus; cullin-RING ubiquitin ligase complex. Gene Ontology annotation, biological process: protein ubiquitination; ubiquitin-dependent protein catabolic process. Lineage: Eukaryota; Metazoa; Arthropoda; Branchiopoda; Diplostraca; Daphniidae. The transcript is spliced from 5 exons. Bases 162 to 512 code for a protein of 116 amino acids.
UGCAACGCUGUACUUGGAAGAGAAAACUCAAAAGAGAAAACGAUUAACGAACGUAAAAAGUGCUGCUCAUCAAAAGUUGUUAUUUGAUAGUUGUUAACCCUCAUUUUUAUAAGAUAACAAUAACACUUAAAUUUCCGUGUGAUUAUCCAAUACAAUACAAGAUGGCUGAUAAUACUUCUGAAAUGGAUGUCGAAGAGAAAGAAGCAGAAAAGCCUUCAUUGUCCAAUGUGAAGGGUGAGAAGAAACGUAUUGAAGUUACGAAGUGGAGUGGAGUUCCCAAGUGGAGUUGGGAUGUUCUUGUCGAAACCUGUGCUAUAUGUCGUAAUCACAUUAUGGACCUCUGCAUUGAAUGUCAAGCCAAUCAGGAUUCGGCUACUGGUGAAGACUGCACAGUUGCCUGGGGUACCUGCAAUCAUGCCUACCACUACCAUUGUAUUUCUCGCUGGCUGACGACUCGUCAUGCAUGCCCACUGGAUAAUAAAGAAUGGGAAUUCCAAAAAUAUGGACGUUAAGUGCCCUGUCCUUUGUUUUUUUGUGGAAUUCUAUUUUAUCAGCGCGUUUCAUAUUUAAAAACUUCAGUUGUUGUUGUUUUUAACUCUUUCGGAAUCUUAUAACUCGAAAUUUGCUGAAUUUUCGUGACUAAAAAUUUCAAAAUAAAUGUGCCCUGCCCUUCAA